CGAAAUGUCGAAGAAGCAUCUUCACAAUCAAGCUGCCAUUCCAUUGGCUCCUGCAGUGUUUAAGAAACCUCAACUGCGGCCGAUGAUAGCCGAGUAUGAUCCAAAGAAAAAGGGAGUCAAAAAUGACUUAUCUGAUGUCGUCAUGGUCAAGUAAGUAUCAGUAUCAGUGUUAUGCGUCUAUGCAUCACAUUAUCGGUCUUACAUGAGCAUCAAUCAUCGAUUUUACUAACCGAAAAUGCAUUUUGUGUCUUAAUAAAAUAGCCAAGUGUCUUUUCAUUUUAUUAUUGCUUGUUUAAAUUGAAUAUGAUUAGUUUUGAAAAAACUCAUAAAUUCAAAAGCAUGUUCACAGCUUGUAGACCAUUUAGUUAUCAAAAUUUAGUGUGUGACCUAAUGUAAACAUAGUUUUUCGUGAAAUUGAAUUGUAAUAAUAUUCAUAUAUUUUUGUUCAACAGGACAAUGAAAAAGAAAAUAUUAUCUAGUAAUCUAUCAUGCCUAACAGAUUUAGUAUUGGGUCCUAGAAAUUUUUGCGAUUUCUGGACCGCUGCACUUACAGGUCUAUUUCACAUUUUUCAUUGCAUAUUUUAAUGAUUUUUGUCGUUAAAAUGGUAUUUUAUAUUGUAUGUUGACUGUUAAGUACUUGCUCCUUAUACGAGCUAAUUAAACGCUCGUCGCCGUUCGGACGAUCUGGAAAGAUGCGUGCAGCUUCCACGAGAUCUAAGUCGCUCGACGACCUUGAUCAUCUCGCUAUGGACUCAUACACCGAUACAAAGUUGAUCCAAAUGAUAUCCCUGUGGAACAACAAGCGGGAUCAACACUCCCUCUUAUGGAGAUACCAGGCCGAGAUAUCGAAGGAGAUGAGGACUUUAAUCCGUUUGAACACCGAAAACUGGCUCACCCUACAUCGGACAUGGAUACGUUAAUUCACUUGCUAAAAGGAUCAUUAGGCAGUGGUAUAUUGGCUAUGCCAAUGGCGUUCAUGAAUGCGGGGCUUUACUUUGGAUUGGUGGCAACUUUCCUCAUCGGUGGAAUUUGCACAUAUUGUGUUCAUAUCCUUGUUAAAACAUCUCAUGAGCUCUGUAAGAGAAUGCAAAAACCAUCCCUUGGUUUUGCUGAAACAGCGGAAGCUGCCUUCCUUUCUGGACCUCCAGCUGCACAUAAAUUCUCACGACUUGCCAAAGCUAUGAUAAACUGGUUUCUGGUGAUCGAUUUACUGGGAUGCUGUUGCGUGUAUAUCGUGUUCGUGUCAAAAAACAUAAAGCAAGUUGUAGACAACUACACGCUUGAUAGCGAAUGGGCACCCCACGAUGUAGAUGUCAGAAUUUAUAUGGCAGUUCUUCUUCCUUUUUUGAUUUCAAUGAAUCUCAUUAGAAAUCUGAAAUACUUGGCUCCAUUUUCAAUGAUUGCGAAUCUUUUGGUGGGAACUGGAAUGGUUAUCACAUUCUACUAUCUCUUUCAAGAUAUUCCUGCUAUUAGUGAAAGAAAACAGUUUGCGGGUGUCGCCCGUCUCCCAACGUUCUUCGGCACGGCUAUAUUCGCCUUGGAAGGAAUCGGUGUUGUAAUGCCUCUUGAAAAUAACAUGAAGACUCCUACUCAUUUCAUCGGAUGUCCUGGAGUGCUCAAUACCGGGAUGUUCUUUGUCGUAUCACUCUACGCUUUAGUUGGAUUCUUCGGAUAUUUGAAGUACGGAGAUGGAACUUAUGGAAGUAUUACCCUGAACUUGCCACAAGAUGAAGUAUUGGGCCAAUGUGUCAAGUUGAUGAUCGCUGUAGCCAUUUUCUUCACAUAUAGUCUUCAGUUCUACGUGCCAAUGGAAAUAAUCUGGAAAAAUAUACGCCACAGAUUCGGAGCUAAGAAAAACCUCGCCGAAUAUUCUAUAAGAAUUGCACUUAUAAUAAUAACACUCGGUAUUGCUAUCGCUAUACCUAAUCUUGGACCUUUCAUCUCUCUUGUUGGUGCUGUCUGUCUCUCCUUCUUGGGUCUUAUAUUCCCUGCUGUCAUUGAAACCGUUACUUAUUGGGACAGGCCAAACGGGCUUGGCCGUCUCAAUUGGGUCCUAUGGAAAAAUAUGUUCUUGGUAUCAUUCGGAAUACUGGGUUUCCUCACCGGUGCCUAUGUAAGCAUUUUAGACAUAAUCAAAGGAGAAGAGUAAGACAUCAAUGACAAGACUAUAAAAUAUAAGGCUCAAAAAAUUGUUAAGGGUUACUAUCUUAUAAUUUCAUUUUACUUCAAUUUUAUACAAAUAAUACAAUUUAAAAUAAAUUUAAAGAAUUGUGUGUUAGAUAUUAUCCGUUGAGGUUUAUGCGUUCAAAUAUUGUUGUUUGAGAUUAACGAUUAUUACCUGACUUGAUUUUGUCUAGAAGGCUGUUUUUCUAAAGUUUUGUAGCCCGAAUCUCUGUAGCCAUUUAAAUAGGUUAAACGUUCUGUAGGUAGGAUCAUUAUAUAUAACUUAAUGAAUUGUGUGAGAAUUUUUCUAGUGCAUUAAUGAAAUGUGAUAAAUCAUUAGUUUAGGUAAAGCAUAAAUUACAUUGCGUAAUAUACUAAAAUUAUUUUAUUCGUUUUGAAAACGUUGACAAUAUGCUGAGAAUACCUACUGUAUUUUAAUGUUUUUGUAAUACAUAAAUAAUUUAUAAUUUCAGGAAUGUAUUUAAAAGUUGACUGUGAUGCUUGAUAAAUAUGUAUAUUUUUUAAACAAACACUUUAUUAGGUUAAACUGUUAAAUCAGUUAUACGAGUACAUUCUAUUUAAAAAUUAUUGGUCGUAAAUGCAAUGAGUUAUCAAGCAUAUAGUAUUGUAGUACAUAUUAUCUCAAGAUCUGCUAAAAAGUCAAUCGUAUCUUAUAUCUUAGCUGAAAUGAAAACUUACGUGGAACAUUAAAAGAUAUAUUUAUGAGUCAAAACCACGGGCAUUAUUAUCCAGUUCAUUUAACUUCUACUAAACAAAGGGAUAAUUAUAAUACAUAACAAAAAUACUUUGAGUAAGGCAGUUAAAAUAAAUGACUGAGUUUUACAUUAGUGCCUUUAAGAAUAAUUAUGAUUGUUAAAAUGCACCAUUUUGGAAUAGUCUAUAGAACUAAUAGAAAGUAAUAUCGCCUCGUUUUUAUUAUCCUAUGCUAUUCUAGUUUAGUAUAAUUUUUUGUUUAAUUGCUGAAUAAGUAUUAUUUUCAAGAAUUGCAUAUUCAACUACUUAAUUUUUACAUUAAUGAAAUGGUUCUUACCAUUUCAUUAAGAAAUAUUAAGUAAUUUUGGGAUGUUAGUAGGUAUUCAAUAUAAUAGUAAUUUCUUGUAUUCAUAUAAUAAAAAAAAAAAAAAUUCUGUAUUUCUCAGCCCAAAUUGGAUGUUUUCUUUCAAAAUCAUACCAGCAUAUAUUAUUAUAUUAACAAUAUCGUUGUUACAUUAACUGUCCGUAAUGGCUUUAGGCAAAUUGUGAAUGCAUUUUUAUCUACGAUAUACAAGAGCUCAAACACAGUUUUCUCAAAAAAUAGUAUAUAAUGGAACUAUUAGUGUAAUUAAAAUAUCAUCAAAAUUCACUAUUUUCGUAAAACUUUAAUACAAUUAUUUUGUAUCAAAUGUCUCAUAGGUUUUCUUAAUGAAAGAGAAUCAUUCCUAUUUUCAUAGAUAUAGAUACAUUUUAGUUUUAUAAUGCAAGUAUUACACAUUCACUAUAUGAAAUACAGCUUUUAACGAUUAGUUAACGUAAGGUUGUGUCAAUAAAACGGAUCGUUAUAAACUGUAUUUCAUAUACAUUUUACUAUUAAGUAAAAUUCAGUAUACCAUUCCGCUUACUUAAUAAAGGAGUGGACUCUGUUUUGUUACAGUAUUAAAUAAAUAAGCUUAAGGGUAA
This is a messenger RNA of Pieris napi, 3840 nucleotides long. Its product is annotated as proton-coupled amino acid transporter-like protein pathetic. Gene Ontology annotation, molecular function: amino acid transmembrane transporter activity. Gene Ontology annotation, biological process: amino acid transmembrane transport. The transcript has 6 exons. The record is from RefSeq and is a predicted model, not a curated record. The coding region runs from base 824 to 2149 and encodes 441 amino acids. NCBI's taxonomy places the organism in Eukaryota, Metazoa, Arthropoda, Insecta, Lepidoptera, Pieridae. Gene Ontology annotation, cellular component: vacuolar membrane.